This is a messenger RNA of Drosophila innubila, 1876 nucleotides long. Its product is annotated as putative ATPase N2B. The transcript has 4 exons. Lineage: Eukaryota; Metazoa; Arthropoda; Insecta; Diptera; Drosophilidae. The coding region runs from base 154 to 1548 and encodes 464 amino acids. Gene Ontology annotation, molecular function: ATP hydrolysis activity; ATP binding. The record is from RefSeq and is a predicted model, not a curated record. Gene Ontology annotation, cellular component: mitochondrion; cytoplasm.
UUCACGGCCAACGUGCAAAAUUCGCGGUCAUCGUUUCGGCUACGAGGAAAUGCGCUAGUGCUUUAUGUAAUAAUAUGUUAAGCUGACCAGAAAUAUUCCUUUAGCGUACAGAAACCGUGUGAUAUACAUAUAUAAAUAUAUUUAGGCCAUAAAAUGUUGCCCUAUCAAGUGGGUGUGGCGGUGCGCGGCACUCUGCAUAGCCAGGUGAAGCUGUUACUCCGAUCCCAGGUACCUGCCGUAGCGUUUCAGUUCCGCAACCUGUGCCCGAUGUCCGAGUACGAGAAGCGGGUCAGUUCAGGUCAACUGAUGGUCGAUACCAAGCAGAAGGAAACGAUGCAGGCACUGGAUAAACUCUACAAUCGAAUCAAAGGGUAUCAGCCAACUACACAACAAACAUCAGACGGCGGUUUCUUUGGCAAGCUCUUUGGAAAAAAGUCUAGUGAAGAUGACCCCGAGGAUGAUUUGAAUGCGGGCAGUCACGCCCCCCAAGGCAUGUAUAUCUACGGUAGUGUGGGUGUGGGAAAGACCACACUCAUGGAUCUGUUUUACGAUUGCUGUGAGAUUAAUCACAAGCGACGUGUGCACUUUACCGCCUUCAUGAACGACGUGCACGCCCAGAUCCACGAAGCCAAGGAGCGUCAGGGUCCCGUCGAUCGCGCGUUUAACUCCGAGAAGCCGGCACCCUUUGAUCCAACGAAACCCGUGGCUGACAGCAUAGCCCGUGAGUCGUGGCUCAUUUGCUUUGACGAAUUCCAAGUGACCGACAUCGCGGAUGCAAUGAUACUUAAGCGGCUUUUUACUCAUCUCUUCCGAAAGGGUAUUGUUGUUGUGGCUACCAGCAAUCGGCAUCCUGAGGAUCUCUACAAGAAUGGUUUGCAACGCGUCAAUUUUCUGCCAUUUAUUGGACUCUUGCAGAAUCGCUGCGAAUUGGCCAAAUUGGACUCUAUCGAUUAUCGGCGCAUUGCCCAAUCGGGAGAUACCAACUAUUUCGUGAUAGGUCAGACAGAUGCCGAGGGCAACAUGGAUCGCAUGUUUAAAAUACUGUGCGCCGAAGAGAAUGACAUCAUUAGACCCCGCACGAUCACACAUUUCGGUCGCGAUUUGACUUUUCGUCGCACAUGCGGACAGAUCUUGGACAGCAGUUUCAAAGAGCUAUGCGAUCGCCCAUUGGCAGGAAGCGACUAUCUGCAAAUCGCACAAUUCUUUCACACUGUGCUCAUACGCGACGUUCCCCAGCUGAAUCUGGAUGUCAAGUCACAAAUGCGGCGAUUCAUAACGCUUAUAGAUACCCUAUACGACAACAGAGUGCGUGUUGUCAUUUCAGCCCAUGAGCCGCUGGACAAUCUAUUCGAACUGGGCGAAGGAUCACGCAUAUCCGAUUCGGAUCGUAUCCUUAUGGACGACUUGAAAAUAACUCAUGGUUCGCAUGCAUCGAAAUCAAGUGUAUUUACCGGAGAAGAGGAACUGUUUGCCUUUGAGCGCACAAUGUCCAGAUUGUAUGAAAUGCAGAAUAGCGACUACUGGGAACAGUGGGCGAAACAUCGAUGAUACAAUAAUAGAUCAGUACCUUAAAAACACUUAAAAGCAAUAAUGUAAUUAGCGCAAUUAAAUUUUCAUUUUAACCGUCACAAAUGUACAAUGCCUGUGUUAUUAAUUAAAUAAUACAGGAAAUUAAAUUUGAUUUAGCUGUUGUCUGCUUUCCCUCCGAUUGCACAGUCACGUCAAUAGUAGACAAAUUAUUAUCAGACAAAUAUUUUUGCUGGCUGUGAUGAUGUGAUAUAUGUAUGUGUGUACAUGGAGGGUGUGUCUUAAUCAAAUAAACUUAUUAUAAAUAUACAGCUUAGGACAUAGAAUUGGCACAACCUAAAUAUAUGGA